CAUUUAAAAGUCAAUCAAAUCAGUCAAUUCUUUCAGUAAGUUAACAUGGUUCUUAAUUGUAUUUGGUCAAUUUCUUUAAUCACUCUAUUAACAAUUACAAGUGGUAUUUCCUGUGAUGAGUUGAAACAAUUUAAUGAAUCAAUUUCAAUCUCUGAGAUUUCCGCUGGUGAUACUAAUGUAAUUUUCACCAUUUAUGCUCCUCUUGCAGUUCUCGAUGAUUAUAUUCAAAGGUUCGAUAUAACUUAUCAACUGAUCGGUGUUGAUGGUCAGUCUCAACCGAAAACAGAGUCUUAUCGCCCUUCGAGUACUGGUUAUCGUUAUGACGUUGAGAUCAAAGAUCUCGAGCCAAAUGGACAAUAUAUAUUCAACAUUAUCGCGAUUUAUGGUAAUAGGAAUGGUACAUCGGAAUACUUUUUAGCCGCAUUCGAAAAGGAUAUCGAAUUGACCUUACAUCCAUUGGCACCUAAAAACUUUGUAACCAGAGAGCUAAUUAUUAGACUAGAAGGAAACAAAGUGGCAAAUUAUUUCGUACAAGUUGAUAGGGUCACAAGUAUCAACGAUCUACAUCAAUGAGCCACCGCAAAGAUAAAGUAAUCGUCACUACGAUUUCUAUUAAUAUAUGAACUAUUAUAUUAUUAAUAAGAAGCAAAUAAUACAUUUUCAGUAACAGAUUUACAAUUAGUUCUGGUUAGAAUUAAACUUUUCGAUU
This is a messenger RNA of Panonychus citri (citrus red mite), 709 nucleotides long. RefSeq lists its product as uncharacterized. Bases 46 to 573 code for a protein of 175 amino acids. The transcript is spliced from 3 exons. The record is from RefSeq and is a predicted model, not a curated record. NCBI's taxonomy places the organism in Eukaryota, Metazoa, Arthropoda, Arachnida, Trombidiformes, Tetranychidae.